This is a messenger RNA of Halichondria panicea, 1998 nucleotides long. Its product is annotated as tether containing UBX domain for GLUT4-like. Gene Ontology annotation, cellular component: vesicle membrane; cytoplasm; nucleus. The transcript is spliced from 11 exons. Gene Ontology annotation, molecular function: protein binding. The record is from RefSeq and is a predicted model, not a curated record. Bases 80 to 1813 code for a protein of 577 amino acids. NCBI's taxonomy places the organism in Eukaryota, Metazoa, Porifera, Demospongiae, Suberitida, Halichondriidae. Gene Ontology annotation, biological process: intracellular protein transport; glucose homeostasis; signal transduction.
GGUCACAGAAAAUGCGCUAUAUUUAGAAAUAGUCUACACAUGUGUACGUGUAUACACGUACACAUGCAUAAAACAUAGAAUGGCUACUUCAUUGACUGUGUUAUGUCCCAACGGCAGGAGAGUUACUGUCAAGGUCACUCCUUCUACUGCAGUACUCAAGGUGCUAGAGGACGCCUGUCUAAAGCAGCGACUGGACCCAUUCAAACACACACUCAAACAUGGAGGUAAAACGAUGGAUCUGUCAGUAUUAUUCCGAUACACUAACAUACCAAAAAAUGCCCACCUGGAGAUGAUACCAGCCAAUAGGACACAAGCCUCAUGUGAAGUGUUGCUGGCUGUACAGUGUGAGGAUGGUUCAAGACAUCAAGCCAAGUUCAGUGACCCUUUAAUCUCGCUAUGGGACGUCCUAGAACGAGUGGGUGUGGUCAACGAGCCUAGCGGAGAGCCGGUCAUGGUGUAUAUGAACACGCAGGUGUGUGGGGAGGAGGCUCUCAAGAAAAAAAGUCUCAAGGACCUUGGUCUGACAGCUGGAAGGGCUGCCCUAAGGUUUCUUCAGCGACAAGCUAGUGCAGAGUCUGUGACCACACCAUCUCCUGUUAGUACUGUACCUGAGGCAAUAGAGGGAACAGAAGCCAUCUCAACACCGACCAAUGAGGCUCAAACUGACCCAAUUGCCAUGGAAAUUAACGAUGAUGUUACUAUGGAGAGCGAUGAUGAUCCACCAAAGUCAAAGCUGUCAAAGCCAUCAACAGAAGAGUACCACUUUCCAGCCCACCCCAUCAGCUACUUCCCUCAAGAUAUUCCCUCCAUCACUACACAAGUUGAACCUCCCACCCUAGAGCCAGCUACAGGUAGUAUGAUGACUCAAUCGGCCCUAAGUUUGGAACCUGCUGUCCUGAUGACCAACCAUCCCCCCAGCCUGGAACCAGCUAGCGUGAUGACCAACCAUCCCCCCAGCCUGGACCCAGCUAGCGUGAACACUGACCCUGCCCCAAGUUUGGAGCCAGCUACUAGUAGCCUGAUGACCACCCAUUCCCCCAGUCUAGAGCUGGCAGCUAGCCGCAGUGAGGCUUAUACCACAAGAGACCAGCCUACUACCAGUACAGGACCUGUGGCUACUGGAACCAACAUGGAUGCUGAGCCGUGUGAUCGUGAGAAGGUGGUGUACCAUCUGGACGACUCCUUGCCCCUCGUACGAACGGAGGAACUCGCGGACGACUUCUUCACUGUCACACAGAGAGACGUGCAAGUGAUGCAAAGUGACCUCAAGAAACAAGCAGCGAUGGAAGACGCCCCCCUACUGACAUCGGCCAUGAGACAAGUACUGAAAGAGAAGAGAUUUGAGGGCUACUCCCAAACAGUGCUCAGAGUUCACCUCCCCGACCGCUGGGUACUGCAAGGACUCUUCAGACCACAGGAGAGCCUGAAGGCACUGGUGAAAUUCGUAAGAGACAACUUGGCUGACCCAGGACUUAAGUUUCAUCUCUACACCACCCCGCCUAAGACAAUACUGCGAAGUGGACGGGUGACAUUACUGGAGGCGGGGUUUGUGCCUGCAGCCAUUGUGUAUCUGGGGGUGGACAGGGGAGGAGACACGACGUUCCCUUUGCUGUCGAGAGCCACUCUGGAGAAUGCACAGUCAGCACUUCAGGCAGAGCUUGCUAUAGCCAACAAGAGAGGCUCUACCGGCAGGGUCCAGUCAUCACUGACUCCAUCCACUCAGACAUCCCCCGCUGACAAUGAAGGGAGGAAAAGUGUUGUGUCAGCAGCUAUCGGGAAGACAAUGCCAAAAUGGUUCAAGAUAGGUAAAUGAUCAUCAAUCAACUGGUUUCAACAACAUGAACAAGACAUAAUUAUCAAGAGCCAGACAAAAUAGCUGAACUCUUGCUAUCUUUAUAACUAUAAUAUCAUCAUUAUAAUUAUUAUAAUAAUAGAAUGAUUUUUGUGUUUACGUGUUAUUUGUUCUGUUUGUGGUUUAAAAAGUAUCUGAACAUAAAA